Molecule: messenger RNA, 1170 nt
Organism: Solanum tuberosum (potato)
Lineage: Eukaryota; Viridiplantae; Streptophyta; Magnoliopsida; Solanales; Solanaceae
Product: probable aquaporin TIP4-3
Exons: 3
Coding region: 44-1030 (328 amino acids)
Biological process (GO): transmembrane transport
Cellular component (GO): membrane
Molecular function (GO): channel activity
Source: RefSeq, a predicted model, not a curated record
UUAAGAUAAAUACUUAGCAACUAUCUUAGUUUUCUCCUAAAAAAUGGGUUCCAACAAUAAUGUUUGUUUCGGUGAUGAAGAAAGCCAGCUUUCUGGGGGUAAUAAUAGAGUUCAACCUUACUCUUCCACACCAAAAAACAGGAGUAUAAUUGAUGAUGAGGGAAAGAAGCAAAAUUUUCUCUCACUCUCUCAAAGACUGGGAGUUCCUGACUUCUUUUCUUUGGAUGUAUGGCGAGCGUCGAUGGGAGAACUCCUAGGCUCAGCGGUACUUGUUUUCAUGGUGGAUACUAUAGUGAUCUCUACUUCAGAAAGUGACACGAAAAUGUCAAAUUUGAUAAUGUCAAUUCUCAUAGCAAUUGUGCUCACAAUUCUACUCCUGGCGGUUGUUCCAGUGUCCGGAGGCCAUCUCAACCCGGUUAUCUCCUUCUCAGCUGCGCUAGUCGGAAUUAUAUCUAUGUCAAGAGCCAUAAUUUACAUUGUGGCUCAAUGUCUUGGUGCUGUUUUAGGUGCACUAGCUCUCAAAGCAGUGGUUAGUUCAACAAUUGACGAAACUUUCUCACUUGGUGGUUGCACUAUUACAGUAAUUGCACCGGGCCCAAAUGGGCCUGUUACUUUGGGCCUAGAGACGGCCCAAGCCUUGUGGCUUGAGAUCUUUUGUACGUUUGUUUUACUCUUUGCUUCAAUUUGGAUGGCUUAUGAUCAUCGACAAGCUAAGGCUCUAGGCCUUGUCACUGUCUUGUCCAUUGUUGGUCUAGUGUUAGGACUUCUAGUAUUUAUCUCAACCACGGUUACCGCGAAAAGGGGCUACGCCGGGGUAGGGAUGAACCCGGCAAGGUGUUUGGGGCCCGCGAUUGUUAGAGGAGGUCACCUUUGGGAUGGACAUUGGAUCUUUUGGAUUGGGCCUACUAUUAGUUGUGUAGCCUUUUAUGUGUACACAAAGAUUAUUCCACCAAAACAUUUCCAUGCAGAAUAUGGAUACAAACAUGAUUUUGUUGGAGUUGUCAAGGCUUUGUUUGGGUCGAAUGUAUAAAGGCCCAGAUGCAAUAAUGGGCCUAUGGUGAUGUAUUUAGUUUUGGGCUUCUUUUAUGGGCCAAUAAUAAAUGUGUAAUAGGACUUGAGUACUAAGUACUCGAUGUAAAAUGUUUCAACAAGGUUUUCUCUCUCUUUUAU